GCAGCGCAAGUUGAUCAAGCAUCCAGGCCAAAGUUAUAAUCAACCAUGCUUCUCUCCAAGCUUCUACUGCUGCCCUUUGCAGUCGCAUCCACAGUCACUGUCUAUGUCCAAUCUGUUCCUGCCUCAGAUAACUCAAAAUCGCCCCUCCCAUCCUCCACCCCUCUCGCCCAGAUCGACUACGAUGAAAGCACGUCAACAGGCACUCUCGCAUCCUACACGGCUCCCGUAGGAGCAUACACCCCGGAUCAUCUCCUGCGCGUGGGACUCUCCGAUAUUAGCUCAGGUUCUUGGAGUGGUGUGGUCACUUCAGCAGCGAGCUUUGCGGAGCAAUACAAGAAGAAAUUCGUCAUUCACGUGGAUGAGAAGGGAACGCCGUACCAUGUUGGUUUUGGAACAAGCGCGAGAGGAAAGGGUAAAGAGAUUGAGAUCGAGAUCGUCAAGCGAGCCGCUGGUCCUGCUCCAGCACUGAACAAGCCAAUUGUAUUGAAUGCGGACGGUAAAAUUGGUGAGAAGGAACCAGAGAAGACGUUUUUGCAAAAGUACUGGUGGGUGGUUGGGCUUUUCGUCGUCGUUCAACUUGUCGCAGGUGGCGGAGAGGAGAAAUAAUCAGGAGGCUUUGAACGUACCCUCAUCGAGCAUCGUUUGU
Messenger RNA from Aaosphaeria arxii CBS 175.79, 646 nucleotides. RefSeq lists its product as uncharacterized. NCBI's taxonomy places the organism in Eukaryota, Fungi, Ascomycota, Dothideomycetes, Pleosporales. The coding region runs from base 46 to 606 and encodes 186 amino acids. The record is from RefSeq and is a predicted model, not a curated record. The transcript is spliced from 2 exons.